AUGUAUAUUGUAUACGGCCAGCAGCUGUGUGCAAUCAUAAUCACCUUAUUUUGUCAAAACACAGACCAAACAUCUAAGUUCUCUAAAGAUAAUAGGUCAAAUCAUCAAAAUCCUAAAGGCGACUCUGAAGAAUUAAAUCUCUCUAUCCAUGUUAAUUUUACCAAAAGAAUACUGUAUCUACAUAAUGUUUACAACACUUUUUCAGCUGUUUCUGUAAGCUGCAUUCUAACUGAACUAAACCAAACAGGCAGAAGUAAAACUUACAACCCACAGGAUCUAAAGCAGAAUUUUGCACAAUCCCUCCACAUUCCUCGUUUACCCAAAAGAAAAUAA
Molecule: messenger RNA, 333 nt
Organism: Striga asiatica
Lineage: Eukaryota; Viridiplantae; Streptophyta; Magnoliopsida; Lamiales; Orobanchaceae
Source: the annotation of a GenBank genome assembly